Dracunculus medinensis (Guinea worm) is the source of this 1605-nucleotide messenger RNA. The record is from the annotation of a GenBank genome assembly. Lineage: Eukaryota; Metazoa; Nematoda; Chromadorea; Rhabditida; Dracunculidae.
AUGCAAUUCGUUGAAAAACGCAAAAAGAUGACAUUUUUGGGCGAAUUAAAAAAGAGGCUGAAACUUUGGUUCCACCAAAGCGCUCAAUUAAGAAGAAAGAUUAAGGUUCUUCAAAAUCUAUCAGUUUUUCAGCGUGAAUGUAUAUCAAUUCACAUCGGACAAGCUGGAGCUCAAAUUGGGAAUGCGUGCUGGGAGCUAUAUUGCCUUGAACACGGUAUUGGACGAGAUGGAAUAAUGUGCAUUGAUGAGGAAGCAAGAAUAAAAUUCGAAAAUCAAUCAGUGACUACAUUCUUUUCGGAAUCCUCGGAAACCAAAUUUGUUCCACGUGCGAUUUAUGUUGAUUUGGAGCCGACCGUUCUUGAUGAAAUUCGUUGUGGGUCAUUUAAACAACUAUUCCAUCCUGAACAAUUAAUAAAUGGUAAAGAAGAUGCAGCCAACAAUUAUGCUCGUGGUCAUUAUACUAUUGGCAAGGAGCACAUUGAUCAUGUUCUGGAGAAAAUCAGAAGACAAGCAGAAAUAUGCACAGGACUUCAAGGAUUUUUAGUUUUCCAUAGUUUUGGUGGUGGUACAGGUUCCGGUUUUUCGUCACUUUUGAUGGAGCGCCUCUCUGUUGAGUACGGCAAAAAGUCGAAACUCGAAUUCAGCAUUUAUCCAGCACCUCAGGUGUGCACAGCAGUAGUUGAACCGUAUAAUUCAAUUUUGACUACCCAUACAACCCUCGAGCAUUCAGAUUGUUCUUUUAUGGUUGAUAAUGAAGCAAUCUAUGAUAUAUGCCGCAGAAACCUUGAUAUCGAAAGACCAUCGUAUGUGAAUUUAAAUCGCCUCAUUGCACAAAUCGUUUCCUCCAUAACUGCUUCAUUACGUUUCGAUGGUGCAUUAAACGUGGAUUUGACAGAAUUUCAAACGAAUCUCGUCCCAUAUCCUCGAAUCCAUUUUCCGCUUGCAACAUACGCUCCAGUUAUUUCUUCAGAAAAGGCAUAUCAUGAACAACUUAAUGUCGCCGAUAUCACGACGAUGUGCUUUGAACCGCAUAACCAAAUGGUAAAAUGCGAUCCUCGACGAGGAAAAUAUAUGGUAGGCUUGAUAUUUGAAAUGAGAAAAUGCUACGAUUUUGUAAAUAAACUACUGAACAAAAAAAUUUUCAAAACUCAGUUAGUUGAAUUUCAGGCUGUCUGUUUGCUAUAUCGAGGUGAUGUAGUUCCAAAAGAUGUAAAUGCUGCAAUCGCCGCCGUAAAAACGAAACGUGGAAUUCAGUUUGUCGAUUGGUGUCCAACCGGAUUCAAAGUGGGAAUAAACUAUCAACCGCCAACAGCGGUCAUCGAUGGUGAUCUAGCCAAGGUGCAUCGAGCAGUUUGCAUGUUAUCGAAUACGACAGCCAUAGCCGAAGCUUGGGCACGUUUAGAUCACAAAUUCGAUUUAAUGUAUUCUAAGCGAGCAUUUGUUCAUUGGUAUGUUGGGGAAGGUAUGGAAGAAGGAGAAUUUAUGGAGGCACGCGAUGAUUUAGCAGCGCUGGAAAAAGAUUACAUAGAAGUUUGCCACCAGCUGCUUUUAUUUUUUUCUUAUUUGUUUGGUUUAUACUUUAAAAUCAAAAAGAUUUUUAGGUGA